This is a messenger RNA of Xylona heveae TC161, 1418 nucleotides long. RefSeq lists its product as hypothetical. Lineage: Eukaryota; Fungi; Ascomycota; Xylonomycetes; Xylonales; Xylonaceae. Gene Ontology annotation, cellular component: nucleoplasm. The transcript is spliced from 3 exons. Bases 81 to 1253 code for a protein of 390 amino acids. Gene Ontology annotation, biological process: regulation of alternative mRNA splicing, via spliceosome; mRNA splicing, via spliceosome. The record is from RefSeq and is a predicted model, not a curated record. Gene Ontology annotation, molecular function: mRNA binding; N6-methyladenosine-containing RNA reader activity.
GGGGGAAGUCUUUUACGACCAGGUAGUGUACCAGGUGAGUCUGCAGGCAGAGUUCCGAAGGAAGCAGCGCCACGCCCUCGAUGCCGCGUGGGCCUCCAAGGAAACCAAAGCAGUCCGGACAUGCUUUGUGGGUUGGGAACCUACCGCCUGGUACAAUAGUGACCGACCUCAAAGAUCACUUCGCCCGAGAAGCCACUCAAGAUAUCGAGAGCGUCUUUUUGAUUUCAAAAAGCAACUGCGCAUUUGUCAACUAUAAAACUGAAGCCACUUGUGCGGCGGCUAUGGCUAGGUUCCAUGAUUCUAGGUUUCAAGGAGUUCGACUUGUUUGUCGUCUACGGCGCAGUACAAAUAACUCACCCGCUCGGGACCAUCCCGAAUCUUCUCCCAAUCCAAUCUCUUCAACAGAUCAACUGCCCACUCUGGAAGACGAGCCUACCUCUGCCACGGACGAUCAAGUAGAACCGGAAGAACCCCAUCGGGUUGAACCAAUUGAGUCAUCUGCAACCACUACCACUGAGUCCAAAUUGAACGCUCCUCGAGUCGCUGAAAAGUUUUUCGUCGUCAAGAGUCUCACGGUGCAGGAUUUGGAGCUUAGUGUACGCAAUGGGAUCUGGACGACACAAGCACACAAUGAAGAUGCUUUGAAUAAGGCUUAUGAGUCUGCUGAAAAUGUCUAUCUCAUCUUUUCCGCAAACAAGUCUGGCGAAUACUUUGGGUACGCUCGAAUGGCCUCACCGAUAUCCGAAGAUGCAUCAGCUGCGCUUGAGUGGGUGCCAAAGGUGGAAGCCCCGAUCGAGGAACAAGAUUUACCUAAAGCGAUUCCGACUCCGGCAACAGAAUACGCUCCCAAGGGUCGCGUUAUUGAUGACUCUGCGCGUGGCACAAUAUUUUGGGAGGCAGACAACGAUGAAGAUGAUAUUGCUGAGGUUGAGGAGAAGGAGGAGCCGCCAAGGGACACGGGUUUACAAGAUGAGACAUCUUAUGCCGAUCAAGCGUGGGGUCGACCGUUUAGAAUCGAGUGGGUAUCGACCACUCGUCUUCCGUUUUAUAGGACUCGAGGUCUUCGCAAUCUUUGGAAUGCAAAUAGGGAGGUCAAAAUUGCACGAGAUGGCACAGAGCUGGAAACAAACGUGGGUAGGCGAUUGGUGCAGAUGUUUCACCGCUACGUUUCAGCUCCUCAGUUGCCAAACUAUCCUGUAGGACCGACCGUCCAUUUGCCUCCUGGAUAUCCUCACUUGCCGCAUUAUUCAUGAAAAGAGCUCGGUCUUAGCAUCGCGUGGAAGAGACUGAAUCAAGACGCUUGUGGUUGGAAAUCUGUCAUAGUCUCCGCUUCUUUACCUCUGAUGAAUGAUUUUUUUUCUACAUUCCUUAUCACAUCUACAGGACUUUCCUGCACUUUGAUAAUCUACAUGCAUUUU